CUCUCUUCCAUCUUCACAUUGAACAGCGUCCUCUGCACUCCUCGGGACCGUACGGUCGCUACACCCCGAAUUCGCCUUCUUGGAUCCUCCCACACCAUCGCAUAUCCCCUGAUGGUGCCGCGGUGACGCCAACGAACGACACGGCACUCAGUUUGGUUUCCGUCUUCUGCCCUUCACCAUGCCUUCAUACUCCUCCCUCUCCCCUCCGAGCAGCGAGCAAAACGCCGGCCGAUCUCCCUCUCAAGACAGCCACGCCCGCCGGCGCAAUAACACCAAGCGAGGCGGCACGGCAGGCAACGCAUCAUGGGGGUCCUCCGUCGUCAACCUGGUCAACACCAUCGUCGGCGCCGGUGUGCUGGCCAUGCCGCACGCCAUGGGCAACAUGGGAGUAUUAUUGGGGGUCAUUGUCAUACUGUGGUCCGGCUUGACGGCGGGGCUCGGGCUCUACCUGCAGACGAGAUGUGCGCGAUACCUUGACCGAGGCACCGCGUCCUUCUUCGCCCUCAGUCAGAUGACGUAUCCCAAUGCUGCCGUGCUGUUUGAUGCGGCCAUCUCCGUCAAGUGCUUUGGAGUCGCAGUCUCGUAUCUGAUCAUCAUUGGAGAUUUGAUGCCCGGUGUGGUGAGGGGCUUCGCUCAUGCCGACCAGCUUGGAUCCGCAGCAUUUCUUUUGGACCGACGGUUCUGGAUCACAGCUUUCAUGAUCAUCGUGAUACCCUUGUCGUUUCUUCGCAGACUGGACAGCUUGAAGUACACAUCUAUCAUUGCAUUGUUCGCCAUUGCCUAUCUGGUGGUCCUUGUGGUCUACCACUUCGCAUCGGGAGACACGAGACCGGUCAGAGGGGACAUCUACUGGCUUCAAUGGCAAGGGCUCAUUCCUACGCUGGGAAGCUUCCCUGUGAUCGUCUUCGCAUAUACUUGCCAUCAGAAUAUGUUCUCAAUUUUGAACGAGAUUCGCGACAACAGCCCAUUCCGAACAACGGGGGUCGUGCUCGCAUCCAACGGGAUGUCGGCCAGCAUCUACGUCUUGGUGGCGGUCACCGGCUAUUUGUCUUUCGGGAGCAACAUCAUCGGCAAUAUCGUUGCUCAAUACCGACCAUCCGUCUUCUCUACCAUCGGCAGGGCGGCGAUUGUGGUUCUGGUCAUGUUCAGCUACCCACUGCAAAUCCACCCAUGCCGAGCAAGCGUGGACGCAGUCAGCAAAUGGCGACCCAAGCAACUGCGAUCCAAGCAAAGCUCCGACGAGCUCACUCCGGCCUCUGGCAGUCCGAGCCGUAGCUCUCUCUUGAACAAGAAGGUCGUCAUUCAGCCAAAGGCCGCGGAAAUGAGCGAGCUUCGAUUCGCCAUCUUCACCACCGUCAUCAUCAUCUUGAGCUAUAUCGUCGCCAUGACGGUGUCUAGUCUGGAUCGCGUGCUCGCAUACGUCGGCAGCACUGGAUCGACCUCGAUCUCUUUCAUUCUCCCCGGCCUGUUCUACUACAAGAUCAGCAGCCCAGACUCCCCGCAUCACCAACGACUACUCAAAGAUGAAGACGACGAGGACUACGACGGCAGCUCGGGCUCGGAGGACGGAAGCACGCAUUCGUCUGCGAACGCAGGCAAUUCAUCAUGGAGAGACAGCUGGAGACAAAAAGUGCGCGGGAGGCAGUGGAGCAGGGAACUGUUGCGGAAAGCCAGCUUGGCCCUGGCGAUCUAUGGCGUGCUGGUCAUGGUCGUGUGCUUAGUCACCAAUACCUUUUUCGUCGUGGCAAAUUGAUGAAGGGGACUGCGUUGUGGCUUGCAUAGUAGCGAUUCGAAUAGAUUUUAGAAGCCUCUGCCUGGUUGUGAGUGGUGCAACAACAGGGAGCAAAUGCAUCUCAUAGCUAAUGAUUCGGUGCCAACCCCG
This is a messenger RNA of Neohortaea acidophila, 1882 nucleotides long. Its product is annotated as transmembrane amino acid transporter protein-domain-containing protein. Bases 179 to 1753 code for a protein of 524 amino acids. Lineage: Eukaryota; Fungi; Ascomycota; Dothideomycetes; Mycosphaerellales; Teratosphaeriaceae. Gene Ontology annotation, cellular component: fungal-type vacuole membrane. The transcript has 3 exons. Gene Ontology annotation, molecular function: L-histidine transmembrane transporter activity; L-tyrosine transmembrane transporter activity; L-arginine transmembrane transporter activity. The record is from RefSeq and is a predicted model, not a curated record. Gene Ontology annotation, biological process: amino acid transmembrane transport.